Colletotrichum siamense is the source of this 1536-nucleotide messenger RNA. It is a transcript of the gene FCY21, whose product is annotated as Purine-cytosine permease FCY21. The record is from RefSeq and is a predicted model, not a curated record. The coding region runs from base 1 to 1536 and encodes 511 amino acids. The transcript has a single exon. Gene Ontology annotation, cellular component: plasma membrane; fungal-type vacuole membrane. NCBI's taxonomy places the organism in Eukaryota, Fungi, Ascomycota, Sordariomycetes, Glomerellales, Glomerellaceae. Gene Ontology annotation, biological process: transmembrane transport. Gene Ontology annotation, molecular function: transmembrane transporter activity.
AUGGAUCGCUACGACGAGAAAGGCAUGGGCGAGAAGACGUCGUCGCCCCAGGGCUCCCUGGAGGCCGGCAGCGAUGACUCUCCGAGGGAGACCGGUAUCCUGGCCACUCUGCGCCGCUUCGAAGGCAGAAUGGAUAGAGCCUUGGGCGUCGAGUCUCAUGCCAUCGACCGCAAGACGGAGGCCGACAAGCGCCCCGUCAAGUGGCAUGAGGAGCUGACUAUGGCUCUUCUGUGGGCGUCCGGUACGAUGGGUAUCAGCUGCUUUGCGACAGGUUUUCUUGGAUGGGAGUUCGGCCUUGACCUGAAGCGGGCGAUUCCCAUCUUCAUCUUUGGCUCCAUCCUCGGCGGUGCCGUAUCCGGGUACUGUGCCACGUUCGGUGCGGCGACGGGUCUUCGUCAGAUUUCGGUCUCCCGGUACAGCUUUGGCUGGUGGCCGAACAAGCUUAUCGCGUUCUUGAAUGGUCUCGAGCAGCUGGGUUGGGCCUCUGUCGCAUCCAUCAGUGGCGGAUUGGCGUUGACUGCAGUCGCCGAUGGCCGCAUCUCCCUGGUCGUCGGCGUUGUCAUCAUCGCCGUUGUGUCUCUCCUGGUCAGCUUCCUCGGUCUGCGCUACAUCCUGAUCUAUGAGCGUUACGCAUGGCUCAUCUACCUCAUCAUCUUCAUCAUUAUCUUCAGCAUGGUUGGUCCCUAUGCCGACGACGUCACCCCGGCCCAGGUCACAGGCGCCGACCUCUCCGCCAGCGCUCUCUCGCUUCUCGCGGUCGUCUACGGAAGCUCCGCAUCGUGGGCCACUAUGGUCUCAGACUACUACGUCCAAUACCCGACCAACGUUUCCAGGCUCAAGGUAUUCACCCUCACGACUCUCGGCAUUGCUAUCCCGACGUCCAUCGGUAUGACCGCGGGCGCCGUGGUAGCCAGCUCUCUGAACAACCAGACAGCCUGGAAAGACGCCUACGAGAACGAAGGCCUUGGCUUCCUGAUCCGAGACAUGCUGCACCCGCGCGGCUUCGCCAAGUUUCUCCUCGUCAUCUUCUCUUUCAGCGGCAUCAACACCAAUAUCAUCUCCCUCUACUCCGCCGCCAUCUCCUUCCAGCAAAUGGCCCGCCCCCUCGCCAAAAUCCCCCGGUUCCUCUGGACGUUUCUCUGCUUCGCCGUUGUCGUUGGACUGGCCGUCGGCGGCCGCAGCCAGUUGAACACCUACCUGCAAAACUUCCUCAGCCUACUGGGCUACUGGUGCACAAGCUACUUCGUGAUCCUGCUGAUGGAACACACCAUCUUCCGACGUGGAGACUUUGCCAACUACGAUCUCGAAGGUUGGAACGACCCGAGCCGCUUGCCUCUUGGCAUCGGGGCUAGCGUUGCCUUCCUGGUCGGGGUGGUCGCGUGGUGCAUGGGCAUGGUUGAGACCUGGUUCGUGGGACCUCUUGGCGGGCUGAUUGGCGAAUCUGGGGGUGACAUUGCCAACGAGCUGACGCUUGUGGUGUCUGCUUUGGCAUAUUUGCCGGCUCGUUACCUGGAGUUGAAGUAUUUCGGCCGAUAG